AUGUCGGAGACACACCCAUGGUACCGCUCACUAGAAUCUCUCGCUCAUCAGCCAGGCUUGAACCAUCCUCUCACCCUCAAGUUGUCCGCUACUCUUUCGAUCCAAAAUGGAAGAAGCGAAAGCCCUAGUCCGCAUGGCCGUCCGCUCCUUCUUCGCCGAGCCCAAACAGAUCCUCAUCAUCGACGCAUCCUGACGCACGGCUGCCUCCACAUCGACGACAUCCACGACCUGACCGGUCUCCAAAACAAAGAAGCCCGCUCCUACCUCCAGCCCCUGAUCGCGAACCGCUUCGUCACCAGCUCGAUCCACAAGGAAUUCAACCUGCGCACCCAAAAAGCCCAGGACCGCAUCUACUACUGGUGCAAGUCCUCCGACGCAGUCAAUGUUAUCAAGUACCGCAUCAUCCAGCUCCGACAGGAAAUCACCACGGAAUACCAGGUGAAAGCUGGACCAGAUUUCUGGCUAUGUCCGCGAUGUAAAAGCACGUUCAAGGAACUGGACAUCGUCCCCUCCGGGCCCGAAGGCAACAUGUUGUGUCUGCGAUGCAGCCACGAACUGGACAUCAACCCCGCCGCCACCCAAGACAAGGACUCGCACGAGGGCAUCAUGCGGCUGAACGAGCAACUCGCCCCCUUCAACUCCCAAAUCGCCGAAGUCGAUCUCAAAAUCGCGCGGGGCGACUUCAGAGAGCUGACCUUCGACGAGACCUUCAGCCGGCGGAAACCCGUCCCCAAGGAGAUCUCCGGGCGCACAGAGGACAACUGGGCCGAUCUCAAGCAGGGUCGGGAGCGCGAUAAGGCCGCCGGUGCGGUGAACGAGGACGACAUCAACCUCAACCUCACCUCCGCAGCCGCUCUGUCAAAAGAGGAAGCAGAGAGGGAAGCCGAGCGCAAACGCCGCAUCGCCAACAACAGCCUCCUCCCCGACUGGCACGCCGGCGGUGUCGUCAACGGAGCUGGCUCCUCCCUCGACAUCCGCGGCGGAAGCAACAAGAGAAACACCACCAAUGGCCUCCCUGUUGCAACACUCAAGGCAGAGGAUUCCGACGAGAAGAAACCCAUCAUCCCCACAACCGCCGCUGACGAGGACACCAAGCCCAGCAUCCCACCCGCGGAAACCAAGGAACAACGCGAGCAAGACAUCAUGGAGCAGUACAUGCUCGACAUGCAGCGCGAGCAAGCUGAAGCCGACCGGAAACGCCUUCAGGAAGCCGAGGAAGAAGACGAAGAGGACGAGGACGAUGACGAUGAGUUUGAGGAUGUUCCCGGCACGGGAACGCCUGCGGCUGGCACGCCGAUCGACAGCAGUCAGGACAAUAACAUUCAGGCUUCGAGGGAGUUUGAGGAUGAUAGCUCGGAGGCGGCUACGCCGGCAUCGUUACCACCGACGGACGUGAGAGAUGACAAGCGGAUCAAGCUUGAGCAGCAGCAGGCGGGUGACGAUGGGGACAGCGAGGAGGAGUUCGAGGACGUGGGCUGA
Molecule: messenger RNA, 1479 nt
Organism: Cyphellophora attinorum
Lineage: Eukaryota; Fungi; Ascomycota; Eurotiomycetes; Chaetothyriales; Cyphellophoraceae
Product: Transcription initiation factor IIE subunit alpha
Exons: 2
Coding region: 1-1479 (492 amino acids)
Biological process (GO): transcription initiation at RNA polymerase II promoter; transcription open complex formation at RNA polymerase II promoter
Cellular component (GO): transcription factor TFIIE complex
Source: RefSeq, a predicted model, not a curated record